Messenger RNA from Haliaeetus leucocephalus (bald eagle), 1017 nucleotides. RefSeq names its product chemokine (C motif) receptor 1 (gene XCR1). Gene Ontology annotation, biological process: immune response; chemotaxis; G protein-coupled receptor signaling pathway. NCBI's taxonomy places the organism in Eukaryota, Metazoa, Chordata, Aves, Accipitriformes, Accipitridae. The record is from RefSeq and is a predicted model, not a curated record. Bases 1 to 1017 code for a protein of 338 amino acids. The transcript has a single exon. Gene Ontology annotation, cellular component: membrane. Gene Ontology annotation, molecular function: chemokine receptor activity.
AUGGAUGAAGACCAUUAUCCACCCAAUUCAGAUGAUAAUUACUCAUACGAAUAUUCUUUUAAUGAAAGCAAUAUCUGCGAAAUGGGUGACUAUUUUGUAUUUUACACCCAUCUCACUACUGUCCUCUACACUCUGGCAUUUUUGCUCAGCCUGCUAGGAAACACUUUAGUGUUAUGGAUCCUAUUCAAAUAUGAAAACCUUACAUCUUUAACGAACGUCUUCAUCAUGAAUCUCUGUGUCUCAGAUUUAGUCUUCUCCUGCAUGCUGCCCAUCUGGGCAGUGGACCAGUCCUUUGGGUGGAUUUUUGGUGAGUUCCUUUGCAAAGCAAUGAAUGCUAUUUUCUCCAUCGGGUACUACAGCGGUGUUUUCUUUUUGACUCUCAUGACUAUCCUGCGGUACUUGUCCAUAGUGAACCCCCUUUCGACUUUGAGAUCCCAGACUCAGUGCUGUGGUUUUCUGGUGAGCUUGGUUGUUUGGACUGGUAGCAUAUUAAUCGUGGUUCCUGAGGUGAUUCACACCACAGUGCAAGAAAACUUGGAAGGGGACAAGACCUGUGAUUAUGCUGACUGGAAAUGGAAAAAGGUGGACAUUUAUCAGAGGAAUGUACUCUUCCUGUUUUCCUUUGGGGUGAUCGUAUUCUGCUACUUCAAGAUACUGCUAAUCCUGCUUGGAGCAAGAUCUCGCAGAAAGCACAGAACUGUGAAACUCAUCCUUAUUAUUGUGAUGGCUUUUUUCCUGAGCUGGGCACCUUACAACAUCCUCAGCUUUAUGAUUACUUUUCCACCACCUACCUGUCAGUAUCAAAAAGACUCCAACCUUGCCUUUCACAUCAGCCGUAAAAUUGCUUUCUCCCACUGCUGCCUCAACCCUGUGCUCUAUGUAUUUGUUGGAGUCAAGUUCAAGAGGCAUUUGUUACGCUUAUGCAGUCAGUAUUUACCCUGUGGCAAUGGUCAAGUCUCCAGUCCCAGGAUCUGCUCUCAAGGCAAAUUCCACUAUGAAGGUGCAUCCAUCUACUGA